CGAGAGAUUGACAAUCAAACACAUCAGGAUAAGAUGUAGGGAUAGGGAUUUGAGCUCGAAAGGAGAGAUUGAACUGGAAAGGAGAGACUUUGAACUCGGAAGGAGGGAGUUUGAACUCGGAAGGAGAGAGUUCAGUUUACCUUUGACCGUUUCCCACGUUCCCCUUGUCCUUCUGUUCGCGCCUUUCUCUCUUGUUUCCCUUUCCCCCUACUUAUUCCCAUCGGACUCGCAGUCUUUAAGAAGGUGCAAGUCAAAUCACAGAGAGGAGACGAAACUCUGAAAAGAGAGAGUGGAAAGUUCGAGAGAGACAGUCGGCUUAGAUUGUAGGUUUCCUCCCUACCUUCUUCCUCUCGUUUUCCGGUUCCCCUCCGCCCCUCCUUCCCCCAUCUCCUCCCCCUCCUCCCCCCCAUCUCCCCCUUUCUUUGCGUCCGUUCUCCUUGUCUCUUAGUCUUGACGGUCCUUUUCUCCUUUGGAUUCUUUUUUUUUCUGGGAAAAAAAGAACAGAAUUUUAAGGAGAGGAGGGCAAAAUGAUCGGGACGCGUAGAUUGCCAUCUCCGUUCUGCUUUCUCUUUUCCUUUGUUGCCAUCAUAUCCGUGUACAUUCUGUUACGAGAUCAGCGUCUAAGUUCAUCAUCUUCUUCUCGCGAUGAGAGAGUAGGACAAGGAAGAGGCGGAAUAUUAGGAGGAGAAUCAAGAUUGAUUAGUAUUUCAUCAGCUUCUUCGCUGGAUGAGCAGAGCAGAUUGAGGUUGAAAAUUGAGUUAUGUCCGAAGCAAAACCCGUUGGAAGCUUUGAUAACUGGCGAUGGCGGUGAUAUCACCAUCCCGCCGACGGACCCUUCUCUCUCUUCUUUCAAAGAUAGGGACCUUUGCGAUCUUGAUGCUGCCGAGAUUGAGCGCAUUCGUUCCAAACCUCACGGUUACAAGAGUCAGGAGAAUAGGUAUUGGAUUGAUGGGGAAUGGCGCAUCUUUGACGAAGCAUGGCAGUUAACGGAUGCAAAAACAGAUGCUUUUGUAUGUCUGAUAGUGAGUGUGAAGGGCGAAGUACCCUGUCGGGAAGAUGAGUGUCUGAUUCCACUUCACGUUCGACCUAAAGCUUCGGAUCUAAAUGUCGUCAAGCAACUCUUCGAACAACAGGAAUACAGUUUUGUUGCCGACUUCUCACCAAAGACCAUUCUGGAUGCGGGAGGGAACAUCGGGAUGGCAUCGGUCAUUUUCGCCACCAUAAAGGAAGGUGAGUUACGUCUCUGUAUUGAUUAUAGAGGGUUGAAUGUCAUCAGUGUUAAGAAUGCCGAACCUCUUCCACGAAUUGACAACUUGACCAGUUACAGGGAUGCAAGUAAGAUCGAUUUGAAAUCUGGGUACCACCAGAUCGAGGUGGAACCAUCCGAUCAGGAUAAGACCGCUUUUCGGACCAGGUAUGACCACUACGAGUUCGUGGUAAUGCCCUUCGGAUAAACGAAUGCCCCUGCUACUUUUCAAAGGUCAAUGAAUGACUUGUUUUGUCAAUGGUUGGAUAAAUUUGUUAUUGUCUA
This is a messenger RNA of Chara braunii, 1531 nucleotides long. The record is from the annotation of a GenBank genome assembly. NCBI's taxonomy places the organism in Eukaryota, Viridiplantae, Streptophyta, Charophyceae, Charales, Characeae.